Messenger RNA from Lotus japonicus, 958 nucleotides. Its product is annotated as protein TERMINAL FLOWER 1-like. The record is from RefSeq and is a predicted model, not a curated record. The coding region runs from base 87 to 611 and encodes 174 amino acids. Gene Ontology annotation, biological process: negative regulation of flower development; vegetative to reproductive phase transition of meristem. Gene Ontology annotation, cellular component: nucleus; cytoplasm. The transcript has 4 exons. Lineage: Eukaryota; Viridiplantae; Streptophyta; Magnoliopsida; Fabales; Fabaceae.
UUCUCAUUGAGUUCUUACUUUUUACUUAGUUCCUCCACUGACCAACUUCUUCUCUCUUCUUCCUUGUUCCUCUUACAAUACAAACAAUGUCAAAAAUAAUGUCCACAGAUCCUCUAGUUGUUGGAAGAGUGGUAGGAGAUGUACUUGAUAGUUUCACCACUAGCAUGAAAUUGACUGUGAGUUUCAAUAACAAGCAAGUGUUCAAUGGCCAUGAGUUCUUCCCUUCCACUAUUAACACCAAGCCCAAGGUUGAUAUUGGUGGUGGUGACAUGAGGUCCUUCUUUACACUGAUCAUGACAGACCCAGAUGUUCCUGGACCUAGUGAUCCUUAUCUCAAAGAGCACCUGCACUGGAUGGUGACUGAUAUUCCCGGAACAACAGAUGCCACAUUUGGAAAAGAGUUGGUGAGCUAUGAGAUUCCAAAGCCUAACAUUGGGAUCCAUAGGUUUGUGUUUGUCCUGUUCAAGCAAAAACGUAGGCAAUGUGUGAGUCCACCAUCUUCAAGGGAUCACUUCAACACUCGCAGUUUUGCAGCACAGAAUGACCUUGCUCUCCCUGUUGCUGCUGUCUACUUCAAUGCUCAGAGGGAAACUGCUGCAAGAAGACGCUAGUUUCUAUAGCUAGCUAUAGCUGGAGCUACUACCUAGUGCAAGCUAAAGCAUUGAAUAAAGUGAUAUCAAGUAUAAUUAGUUUUGCUUUGAUGAUGUGAAUUGAGUACAAAGGGCUUCAGAAAUAACUUGCAGAAGGGGAAUCAGUCUAGCUCUUCUUUGACUAGUAAUUUAUGCUGUAAUGUUUAGCUUUCCCUGCUCAGAUAUGUGUUGUACUGUGUUAUUGUGUAUCAUGUAUAAUAUAAUUAGCAUUGCCUUAUGGGUAUUAUCAUUAUAUAUGAGGUUAUCUUGAUUAUAUGGAGAAAUAAGAUCAGGCAUGGAGCCACACCAUGUCUUUUCCUUACCUUUAA